UUCCUUCAUGCCAAACGUAACUUCCGUCGUCUUCUUCAUCAAUCGAUUGCAGUGGUAAAAGGCUGUUUUGUGUAUAAAAUAACAAGAUCCGAUGUGUGAAACGAAAGACGAUUACAAAAAUGGCUAGCACAGUGGAAUUGAUGCAUUUGUGUAGGCUGUGCUUAGUCAAAGAACAAGUAAAUGUGCCCAUAUUCGAGGAUCAGGACGAGGAUAGCCAGAUUUUCAUGAAAAUCGUUACUUGUCUGCCGGUCAAGAUAAAUAAAGAUGAUAAAUUACCCAAGAAAAUAUGUGGUGGCUGCUCUUACAAGCUGGACCUGUUCUACCAAUUCUGCAAUUCUACAACAAAUGCAGAGAAACAGUUACUGCAAUGGUUUAACAAAGUUGGAUUUGAUGAUGCAGAUAAUGUUGACAGCCAACCAGAGGCAUCAAAAGACAUAGUUGAUGAAGCACAGGCAGAUUCAAUUUCAACAGAAACGCAGAGUUACAUAUUGCAGCAGCAGCAGCUACCAUAUGGACCAGUGGAGUUCUUCCAGGAUGACUUUGAUGAUUCUCAACCUGCUUCUGGUGCUAGUGAAAGUGAAUUAGUUGAGGAAUCUGCAGUGAAAAAACGUAAACGUGCCACAAAGAAUGUAUCUAAUAAAAAGAGUAAAACUGUGGUCACAACUAAGACUGAUGCCAGUGAUGAUGAUGAUGAUGAUGAAGACGAUGAUGAUGUUAAUGACCCUAAUGUGAUGACAUUUGAAGAUUCCAAAUUCUCAAUUUCAUGUGACCGUGAUGUUGAAGAAGCUGGUCCCUCAGGAAUUGGAAAACCUGACACACCUUGUGGUGAGAAUGUGUGCGAUGUUUGUGCGAAAGUGUUUUCUGUUCCGUGUAUGUUAAGGAUCCACAUGCGGAGGCAUUUUAAAGAGUACACGUAUAACUGUGACAAAUGCGAUUUCGGAACGUUUCGGAGGGACGUACUGAGGAGGCACGAAGAGGUCGUGCAUAACGGGAUGAGGUUCAUAUGCAAGGUGUGCGGAAAGAAAUUCACGAGCAAGUACUCGCAGAUCGCGCACGAGAAGAUGCAUCAUCGCCAAAUCCUCGACUGCGAGAAGUUCAAAUGCGAGAUCUGUAACAAGGUGUUUGUCCACAAGAAGACGCUGGUUCAUCACAUGAAGAUACACAGCGGGAAUAACAAGUUCGUGUGCGAUGUUUGCGGUAAAACCGUGGCCUCUGCGGAUAGCCUGAAGCAUCACCUGAUGGUGCAUUCAGGUUCAAAACCAUACACUUGUCCGGUGUGCGGCAAACGAUUCAACAAGAAACAACUUUGCACCAUCCACGAGAGGACCCACGGAAAGUCGAAGCCGUACAGUUGCACUAUAUGCCACAGCAAUUUUACCCAAAGAUCGUCCCUCGUGGUUCACACUCGCCGUUUCCACACCUCCAUCAGACCGUUUACCUGUAACGUUUGUAACAAAAGCUUUGCAACGAAAUCUGCCUUAACAGUGCACAAGAAAAGACAUAUAGUAACUUGUGAUAUCGAGAACAUCGACAGUAAGAAGUAUUCGUUAGUGAAAACGAAGAGGAAAAAACAACAGGUCUCCUUGAACCAUGUAAAUAUUAUAGAUAACCCGAGAACGAAGUACAAAUGUGCCGAUUGCAACGAACGAUUUCAAGACUACCAAAUUCUGCAGUCACACAAGGAAGUAUGUCUUAAUAAAAAUGAUGACGAAGAAGAGGAAGAAGACAAGGAUGAUCAUAAAGCCUCUCCCACAAACACCAUCACGUCUUCAGAAGCCGCUACGACUGUCGUCACCAGCCCGACAGAUGAAUCUAAUAACCAGGAUGCUGAUUUCGACCAGAACAAGUCGUACUUGUGCAAGUGCGGCAAGAAUUUCUACAAAACAUGCAUGUACAUUGCGCACACGAAGUUAUGCAGGGUAUACGCAAUGGCAAAGAAUACGGAUCAUUUCCAAUGCAAGAACUGCCACAGGUUCAUUUACAGUCUACAGUUUCAUAAUCACACAUGCGCCCCGGCGCCCAAAUGGAACUGUCACGACUGUGACGAGAAUUUCAAAUCGUUUAACGAACUGGUUCAGCACUACAAGGACUAUAAGCAUUCGAUGACCUGCGGCACGUGUCUAAAGGAAUGCACCAGUUACGGCAGUUUGGCGGCUCAUAAGAUGUCUUGCAAUCCGAAAUUUGCUGCAAAGAUUACAAAGGCUGUAACGUCUACGACGACGACGACGACAACAACAACAAAUACCACUGGCGCCACUUUGUCUACAACUCAAUCGUCCUGCAAAACAGUCAAAGUGCAGCAGGCUACACAAAUACCUGCUGAAACUAAAACCACCACUUCAAACAAAACAAAAAUCAAUUCCACCGGAAAAACCAAGACCUGUAAAAUUUGCAACGUGAUAUUACCUUCGGAUGAAAAAUUAAAGAAGCAUACGUGCGUCGCACCGUCUACUGCGGCGACUACUACCACAACUAAAUGCGAUCUCUGUUCGGUCCGGCUGCCUCCGGAAGCUCUCAUUAGUCACAUCGAAAGUCAUUUUUCCAUUGUUCAAGUAAAGAACGUAACUGGCUCAACGUCUACGGAAAUGAAAGCUCAGGAAUCGCCUGCGGAGCCAAAGGCAUCGGAUAAUAAUAAUGUAGAAUUGAUGUUAUCGGAAUUGAAUAAGAUUAUAUCGGACACAAAGAACCUAAAGUGCUUUAAGUGUACGAUUUGUAAUAAAAUUGAAACGACGGAGAAGAAGUUACAAGAACAUUUGGAACAGCAUAUAACUGUUCACCAAAAGCCCAACCACGAUCAUUCUGCGCAUCCACCGACGACCACUACGAAGGUAGUGAAACCCUCGGAAAUUCUACCAAAAACCGUAGAUGUAACGACAAAGAACAGCACAAAUCAGAUACCACUGCAAAGGAUGAUCCCACUGAUGAACAACCAAAAUCCACCGAAAUUAUUCUUGAUAAUGACGCCUACGGGUGGGACGUCCAGUGUGACCCCUGUAUACACAACCAUGACGAAUCUUAAUCUGAUGACGCAGAGCUUGAGCACCUUUGCCAUACAACCUCAACUUAAUUUAAACACCACUCAUACAACCGCUCAGAUGCCUAUAAGAAUGCAGAUAACGCCAUCCAGCGUCAAACAGCCGAUCGCCAAUAGUAUUAGCAAUUUUGUGAUAAGCGAUGUCACGUCUGGACCUGCUGCACAGUCUAUGAUAGAACAGCAAUCGCCGGCAAUUGCAGUUCCACCCGUCGAAGGUGCAGUUUCAUCAGGUGCUCCCGCUAUUGGAGAUUCUAUUGAUGCUGCUGCAGUAUCGAAUAAUAUUGAUGACGAUACCGCUACUAAAAAUGUUGAUGAAACGAUCGAUGAUGGAUCGACUGAAAAUGCUAUUGAUGUAUCUAGUAAUCCAAACUAUAAGCCAAAGAUAUUUGUAAAGCCCCUAAGUCAGUUGCUGAAAAGCCCGGUUAAAACGCUUGUAAAUGAAGCUUUAAGCAGUGAGAGCCAAAAGCAAAAUGUUGAUGGCAGUCAGGUGAAGAAAAUAAUCGAUACAGAUACAGGCACGGUGAUCAAGAAAAAUGUUGCUGAAGCCGAGAAAACUGUAACGAACGUGGUGUUAGCCGAACCUGGCAAGCUAGAAGCAAUAGGCAGUGCUUCUAGUGUUAAAACUAUUAUAGAAGUUGUUAGUCCGAGCACGAGUAUGCUGCCGAAUAUAAGUCUAGUGAAAACCAAGGGCGUGAAGAAGUUCUUUAAGUGCUCCAUGUGCAACAUUCUUCAGAGAAAGUCUUACCAGCUGAAACAACAUCAGAAGAAGUACAACUGCAGGGUGUGCCCUUACUAUUGCUGCAAGCAGGCCAUGAUGGAUAAGCAUUACAUAGACGUGCACAAUUACAAGAAUCGAUGCGCGCUUUGUGACAUGCAAUUCGAUACUAUAAAAGACCAGAAGUUACACAAGAGGAAAGUGCAUUGGUGUUCUCUGUGCGGUCGAUGUUUUGCGGAUUUGGAGCUGCACGAAAAGGCUUACACCUGUAAAUCCUGCCAGUUUACAGCAUGCAACAACGUCAUCCUGGAUAAACAUUACAAGAAGAUGCAUUGCGUGACGAUGCGCUGUACACCCUGCAACGAGGUCUUCUACUCUCACACCACCUUUACCGAUCACAAGGACGCAAUACAUUAUUGUAAAAAAUGCAAAACCUACAAGAUGGAUCUGAACAUCCACCAGACGUUCUGCAAGGGCGUCCCAAUAAGACCCUCGCCGCCUGUACUCAACACCCCUCAAGUGAUUCUAAAUAGCCCUACGAUUGCAGUCAAAAAUUUCCAAGAAGCCAUGUAUAGCCAAUCGAACUUUGGCUUGGAAAGCUGCGACUUGCAGGUCAGGCAACAGCAGCAGCAGUACAUGCUGUGCGUGAAGCAGGAGGGAGAGUACAAUCUGCUGGACAGCGCCGUCGACCAACUGAGCGAUCCGGACCUGCUGAACCUCUUGGCCACCGAAGACUGUACGUCCAUCCUGCAGAACAUCGAAAGCAAUGAGAACUUCGAGAGACUCAUUAGUAACGAUGUGGACGAUGGAAAUUUGAACUUCCUGGAUGCGAACUACUGCGAAAAUAUCUUGAAGGAGGAAUGCUAUUUCUCGGAAGUUAGGCCGUACGCUUGCGAGGUCUGUAACAAGAGGUUCAAGCAGAGGCACGAGGUGAACGCGCACAAGCGCAGCCAUAGCAAUCCGUCUUUCCAGUGCGAUAUCUGUUCGAAGAUGUUCGUGCACAAAUCGCAUCUCACCAGCCACAGAAAGAAACACUUGUGCGAGUUCUCAGAGUUCUGCAAGGAUUGCAACAAGGGUUUCGUUACGAAAUCGGCAUACUUGAAGCACGUGAAGGUGCAUCACGAGAAGGUGUCGCACAUUUGCGACAUCUGCGGACAUCGUCUGAGCACGAUGAGCGCCCUUAACGAGCACAAGACUACGCACGAUCCCAAUUAUGGAAAGGAGAGGUCGCACGUUUGCGACAUAUGCGGAAAAAGCUACUUGACCGCGCGCAAUCUCAAGACUCACCUGAAAACGCAUCUUCAGCUCAGCUCGUACGUCUGCAACAUUUGCGGCAAAUCAUUGAGCAGCAAGAAAAUUCUCGAGACGCACGUGAAAAUGCACAUCGGCGAGAAAGAUUUUGUCUGCGAAUUUUGCACUAAAAGCUUUGCGGCGAAGGAGUAUCUGGUGAGUCACAGAAGGAUCCACACCGGUGAUAAACCUUUCAAAUGCCAUCUCUGCGAGAAAGCGUUUACUCAAAGAACAACCCUCACUGUGCAUCUGCGAUGUCACACAGGUGAAAGACCCUACAAAUGCCAUUGCGGAAAGGCUUUCAUCACGAAGAACCAUCUGACUAACCAUUACAAAACACACGAUCUGCCCAAUUUGGAUUUCUCAUACGAAUUUGCGGAGCAAAAAAUAAUAACUCAAGAAUUGUACAGUGAUGAAGCGAAGUCGGUUUUAGUGAGUGUUGUUGCUUUGGAAGAGAAGGCUGAAAAAGAAACGAAGAAGUUGAGUAGUAGUGAUGUUGGGAAGAAAGUAACGGCGAAGAGCAGGAAGACGAGGGAAACACCGAGGACUAAGAGGAAGACGAGAAGCGUGAAGAAAGAUGAGGAUUUCGAGUACGUUCCUGGUGACGGUGACAGCAGCAGCAAGACGGAAGAGGAUGAGCCCAUCCAUUGUGAUACGUGUGACACUAUCUUUAAAAAUCAUCUCACCUUUGGGCUUCACUCGCUCAUCCACAACGCCGAUGACAAAUAUUCGUGUCACAUGUGCAAUUACAAGAGUUCCUCGAAGUACAACUUCGAGAUGCACAUCAAAGCGCACCAGGGGAAGACAGGCUACAAGUGCGAGAUUUGCAACAAGGCGUUCACCAUAAGCACGCACGCCGUCGAACACAAGAACUUCCAUACCGGCGAGAAACCGUUCCAGUGCGAAAUAUGCGGUAAGCACUUCAUGUUCUCGUGGUUCCUGACAUCGCACAGACGAUCCCAGCACUGGGAAAUAAUGACCGGGAAGCCACUGGUCAAGUACGAUUGCACCAUCUGCAACAAGCACUAUACCAGUGCCACCGGUCUACGCAGACACAAGAUCAGCAAGCACAAUUACCAGGGAAUAGAUGCGAGCGUUCUGUGCGACAUCUGCGGCAAGAGUUUAUCUAGCAAGGAGAAGCUCAAGUUCCAUAGGCGCAUCCACACCGGGUACAAACCGUACUCGUGUCAGAUGUGUUCGAAGAGCUUUACCAGGAAGGAGCAGCUCAAGGAACACGAGAGAGUGCAUACAGGCGAGAAACCGUUCAUCUGCAAGUUCUGCGGAAAGGGUUUCACCCAGCGGAGUCCUCUGAGGAUUCACGAGAGGACUCACACGGGCGAGAGGCCGUACAUCUGCAGACUUUGCGGCAAGGGAUUCAUCUCGAAGGGUGUCAUGGACACGCACAUGAAGAACUGCGAGGGUGGUCAACAUUCGACAUUCAUGCAGUGAAAAAUAAAAACCUCUUUAAAGUCGCGUACCAGUUUUCAUUGAUUCUUCUCUCUCCUCAUUUCGUACACUUUUUUUUAUUAUAAUUAGAUUGAAACUUACUUCAAAUUGUAUUCUAC
Messenger RNA from Nicrophorus vespilloides, 6604 nucleotides. RefSeq lists its product as uncharacterized. NCBI's taxonomy places the organism in Eukaryota, Metazoa, Arthropoda, Insecta, Coleoptera, Silphidae. The transcript is spliced from 11 exons. Gene Ontology annotation, cellular component: chromosome; nucleus. The record is from RefSeq and is a predicted model, not a curated record. Gene Ontology annotation, molecular function: chromatin insulator sequence binding; zinc ion binding. The coding region runs from base 120 to 6488 and encodes 2122 amino acids. Gene Ontology annotation, biological process: regulation of transcription by RNA polymerase II.